Molecule: messenger RNA, 7742 nt
Organism: Numida meleagris (helmeted guineafowl)
Lineage: Eukaryota; Metazoa; Chordata; Aves; Galliformes; Numididae
Gene: FAM169A
Product: family with sequence similarity 169 member A
Exons: 13
Coding region: 176-2371 (731 amino acids)
Source: RefSeq, a predicted model, not a curated record
UACUAUUGUUUAUGCUACAUCACUGCGAAAUAGUCAUCACUGUGAACAUUUCUCUUCUGCCUUUCUUUGACCGGGAAGAGCAAAAUACAACCAGCAUUAAUUAGGAGGGAGAAAAUAAGAUAUCAGAGACCUAGGUCCACCUGCACGGGCUGCAGGAAUCACCUCCGCGCUCGCAAUGCCCACUGAGGCGCCGCGCCGUGCGGUUUCUCCGCUCGUCAGCCCCGCGCUCCCCUCGAAGCCGGUCCCCCCGCGCCGGGAGCCCACGCGCGGCCUCGCCGCUUCCACCCCGGCGCGGCGCCAGCCUCCUUUGUGUGCGCCGCGUCUCCGCGAAGGCGGCAGCCGGGGGAUGGAGCAGAUAAUGGCAUUCCCUGUGGAUAUGUUGAAUGGCUACACUCAUGAAGACUUGGUGAGCUCUGCAGAGGACUACUUGUCUGAACUUCGGUGUGGGGAUCCAAAUCAGCCAGAAUUCUUGUCUCUGUCAGACCACAGCAAAAUUCCUAUUAGCUUGUCAACUGUGGGCUUCGUUCCUCUUUAUGGUGGAGAGCAGACACACAAAGUUCUUGCUUUGUUUGCACCAGAGGACUCUCUCACAGCUGUAGCCCUGUUUCUUGCUUACCAGUGGUGGUCAAUUGAUGACAUUGUGAGAACAUCUGUUUCUUCUAGAGAGGGGCUUCAGCAGGUGAAAUCUGUAGGGGAGAGGGUAGUUCUGUAUGUUCUGAAUCGCAUUAUCUAUCGCAAAAAUGAAAUGGAGAGAAAUGAGAUCCCAUUCCUUUGUCACAGCAGCGAUGACUAUGCUAAGAUCAUGUGGAGAAAAGGAGAAGCUAUUGGGUUCUAUUCUGUUAAACCUGCAGGAGCUGCUUUAAGCCCAUACCAUACUCACUGUUACCAGCUACCAGUGCUAGACACAAUGUUUGUAAGAAAGAAGUAUCGUGGGAAAGACCUGGGGCUAAUGAUGUUAGAAGACUUUGUGGAGUCUUUUACUGAAGACACCCUUGGUCUGCGGUACCCUCUGUCAUCUUUCAUGCACAAAGCUUGUAAGCACUAUUUUGAGAAAUACCCUGGGAAUAAUGACUUUUUGUGUGAAGUGGAAGGAGCUGGAUUUUGGUUCCAGAGAAAACCCAUUGCCACUGUGUUGCAAAGGGAAGAACUCGAAACAGAGGUGUCUCAGAAAGCAAGUGUGAAUUUCCAGACAGCGGAUCAUUUUCAGCAAUCUGCAGCAAACGAACAGAAAACUGAGCCAGAAGCACAGCUAAGUGCUGACUCUCAGAAAGACCAAGAAUCAUUAGAUGACCAUGCAAGCACGUUUGAAGACCCGAGUGUAGCACACGUUUCCAUUCGGACACGAAGCAGUCAUUUAAAACGCCCCAAGACAGGAAAAAAUAGCCAGGAAUCUGGACCUGAACCUUCCCAAGGAGAUGAGGAAAAUGCUCCUCAUGCGUCAGCGGGCAGGCCAGAACAUCCUGCCCACACACCUAAAUGCUUUGAAGUCAUUGAGGAAGAACCUGAGGUUGAUGUUGAAAGUGGUGAGGAAAUGAUCACUUCUGAAGAGGACCAGUGUGUAUUAGAAACUGAGCUACGUACAUCACCAUCUGAGAAGCUGAGUGAGAAGGAGGGAACUCUGUCUGAAUCUCUUAAUGGUGACGUAGCAGAAGAAACUGCUAAGACCUUAGUUACAGCUGAAGAAGAAACUGCAACUGAAGUCCUAGGUGGUGAAUCAAAGUUGCAGUCUGUGAGUCAAGGAGAAGAACCCUUAACACUGCUUGUUCCAUUAAUCCUUGAGUCUCCGCCAAAACCUUCAGAAGACACUGUAUCAGAGAAGGUUUUAAAUGCAAAUGAUUCAGAAGGACUGACAGAAGAAAGUACACGAGUAGAGAAGAAGGGCAUUGAGGAAGACAAGCAAGAAUCUGAAGAGAAAAAAUCCUCUGAAAAUGUAAUUGCUUCAACACCAAAGGAAGAACUCUCAAACAAUGGGCUACCAAACUCUAUUAGAAGUGAAGCAGCAGAAGAAACUGUUUCUGAAAAUGUGUCACACAAACCAGCUGCCUCGGUGGAAGAUCAAAACGAGGAGGCAGAGCAGAACUCGCAGGAGGCCCCUGUUGCUUUGGGUCAGAGCUCUUUGAUAGUGGUUGAACUGGAGGGUGUUUCUUUUCAGCAGCCUUCUGGACAGGAAGGACAGAAGAAUCAGACAGAAGAGCACUUAGAUGAGUCUGUUGAGCAGACAGAGCAGUACACGCAGACAACAGCAGAGCGGGCAGCUGACAGCAGCUCUGAGGAAGCAGAAAUUGAGGUGCCCGUUGUGGAUCGGAGAAACUUGCGAAGGAAGGCCAAAGGUUACAAAGGUCCACCCAAGAAAAAAGGAAAGCCAGCUUAAAAUAAAUCGUUAGUUCAUCUAUUUGUACAAAAAAAGUUGUUGUUCUGUAUAAAACACUAGGAUGUAACUAAACCACAUUGGACACAGGACAUGUUUAAAAUACUGAGUUGGACUUCCUUUUGGGAUUCAUCACCUUUGCUCAGAAUUUCUUAAAUUUUUAACCAGUAGACAUUGGUCUUCUUCAAAGUAUGAAAGUAAACAGCCACUCUCCUCCUUCUAUAAGGGAUAUAUGCUGGAUAAGUAAGUUGUGCUAGCAAAGGAAUGGUCUGCAUAUUUGAGGCGGCAGUCUUGGAAGGAAAAAUGAUGAUAAUGAAAUACUGGCUUUAUUAAGGUUACUAAAAUUUUUAUAGACUUCCAUGAGGCCAUUCAUCACAAAUUAUUUAAAAAAAUUAAAAAAAAAAAAAAUUCUAGUGUUCUCAACUGUGGAGAGAUGCAGAACAAGAGACAUCCCUCCUCUCUUCUUGUUAACCCCCACAGUUUUUUUUUGGAUGCGAUUAAAAGAAUGUCAGACUGUAAUUCUAGGUCUCAAAAUAUACAAGAAGGUAUCACUCUGUAAAUCAAAACAAUAUACUAUAGCAUCUGUCUUUCACUAGAGUCAAACUGGAGAGAAUGGCUCUGCUUCUGACUUCCAAACUAGCAAAUUUGAUUUGCUAAUCACUUGAAACAGCUGAGUUACCAGUAACAAAAUCAGCACAGCAUCUACCAUAGCACACACCUAAAAUGAAGUUCCUUUUUGUGGGAAGAUUUAGAGAUGCCUACACAGUAAACUAUAUCUGUAGUUUCCAAAGUGAGUGUCUUGUUGAGCGUGAGUUUCUCCAGAAUGUAUGGAGUGAGGACUCCAGUAUGCUUACAAAAUUGUUUGAACAGCCUUCCUAACUACUUGCAUGUAUUGAAUGGAUACUUGCUUUCUUGUUAAAUUACAGGAUAAGGAUAGGACAAUUUUUGAUCUAGUAUUGGUCCGAAUGGAAGUGGUGCUUUGUGUUUUCCAAAUAAUUAGCUGAUGCUGUUAAAAUGUUGUAACUGCCAGGUGUGUGACUCCUGUGAACUCUGGCAUUUCAGGUGAUUGUGACAUUUAUUAGCAUCAAAAUAUUAGUGGAUGUUUCAGUGAAUGCUUUUUUUUUUUUUUUUUUUACCAAACUUCUAUGCCUUCAGGAGUUAUCAGGAGAUCGUUACAAGUAUUUGUGAUUCCCACUUCCUUCUUGUACACUGAGUGUAAUUUCUGAUCUGAUGGCUUCCCAGUUCAUAGCUCUUACUAAAAGCAGGAACUAAACCUUGCUAUAUACAAGCAGAAAUACAAACAGGCUGUUAUGCAUGUUUCCUUUCAGAAAUUUUCCUAGCAAAACACAUAUUUAAUAUAAUUUGUCAUGUUUACAUUGAGUUGCUCCUUAAUUUGCUGUAUGUUUAUUUCUGCAAAGAGCUGAAAAGUCAGAAAUAAGAAAGAACAACAGUUCUAAUAACAGGAAAUCACACAGCUAUUCACCUUGCUAUUUAAUCAUCUUAGAUCAGUGAACUAGUCUCCUACUGUGUCUUGAAAGUACUGGGCUUCUGAAAAUUGGUCUUCAGGUUCACUUGAAUAGUUGCAAUACUGUCUUAAUUUUUAUCCCUUUGUGAAUCUAUUUUAUGUCUAUACAGUUUAAGUGUAUUUAUAAAGUAUUUUAACUGUAGAAGAUGUAUUCUUACUAUUUAUUUCAGCUGUUGAAGUACAAUCCCAUUUUUAAUCUGUUAAAAAAAAGUCUUAUGUGGGAAGUAUUAUUUUUGUUGGUGGUGGUUCAAAUUUAGAGUUCAGAGUGGAUAGGAUAACUGAGUUAAGUCUGAGUUUCUUUUAUGUUGAGCGUAGUUAUAACUUCCUGUCAAUGUACAGUUACUUCUUACGAACCCUGUGACUGAUAAAUGUUCAAGAUCUUUUAUGAUUGCUUGUAAACACAUUCAAGUGAACCUUAAGCAUUUCUAAAACUAAUUAAACAUUUUCUAUAAAGCACAUGGGAUAAAACUUUUUUACCAGUAGUAUGAUUUGUCUUAUAAUGCUAGGUUACUGUAAAAAGAAAAGCAAAAAACAAAAACAACAACAACAAAAAAACCCGUGCAUCUGUUGCAUUGCUAAGGAUGGAAUCUGUGAGGGCUGAUGGUUUGAAAAAUACUGAUUGUAUACAGUAGAUAGUGAUUCAUGUUCCAUUUGUUAGAGCAAGCUUUUUGAUGUACUAAUCUGUUAAAUACUUUGAUUGGUACAAAUGUAUUCACAUUCAAUAAUUCUGUUGUUCAUGAACAAGUGAGAUGCACUUUUUUCCUUUAGGUGGAUUUUUUGAUGCAUAUGUUUGUCACUUGUAUUUCCCUGUGAGGUUGGAAAACACUGUGAGAAGGUUAUUUAAAUUAUCUUUCUUUUCAUGGCUAAGUUGGAACUAAUUUCAGUUAGUAUCUUGCUUGUAAGACAUUUACAUAUUGAAUGCAGGAAAAACUGCAACAGAAUUAUUAGAUGAGGGCAGUCUUGGUUUCUGCUGAAAACAGAUUUUUGGAAUUUUGAAAUACUGAGCUUAAAUUCACAUAUUUAGGGGUACUCUUGAGUAGCUAGCUCUGUAUGUCUGAGGUACAAGCGAUAGCAGCCAAUGGCCAGGUUGUUAUCUACCUAUUGUGAGCAGUCCUGGUGCAAUUAGCGGUUCUUAUAACCAAUACAGUCUUGAAACCUAGACAUAGUCCUUAACUGCGAUCACAGCAGUACUUUGAGCUAGAGUAGAGUUUAUUUCUCAAAUAACUUCUUGGACGUCAGCCGUCUUGCAGUAAAUACUGAGUAGCCAAAUCAAACUACUGACUUAAAUAAUAGUGUAUAUUGCUGUGCUGAUUAUCCAGUUGGAACAGUAGUGUAAUAGUCUAUACCUUCUGUUACAUUGAAGCAAGGGAACUUUUCUGACAGCUGUACUGAUUGAAAUGUUUUACCUUGGGAAAACCAGCGUGCUUUAUGCUUGGACAGUUUUUCUUCGGUCUGUUCACUGUCUGGCUUACUAGCGUUGAACUGCUAAAGAAUUUAAGAUCUUACCACACCAGCAAUCUAUGAUGAAAACAUCAAGUUAAUAUUUGUACCAAAUACUGUUACAACAUGCUGUGGAAAUACAUGUGUAUGGUGAAAGCAAGCAGUAUUAUUUUUGAGCUUUAUUUAGCCUAGGAAUAGAGUUUAAAGAAUCUUUAUUGGUGACUUCAACCUUGCACUUAAAUGGUUUUUAUGUUUGAAUUCAUCUCUUGUUAAAAUGUCUCUCUUGUACUGCUUCGUAAUGUGUAACAGAAUUUGCUUUGUUUCUUGCAGUUUCUUUUGGUUUCUUCAUUUCAUGCAGAAUUCUUGUUUGCUGUUCUCAUGUUUCACAGAUCUUUACAUAAAAAUAUAUAUUUAUUCAAAUUUGGUUUUAAUUUGCUUUAAAUAAUGUCAUACCUUUGUUUGUUCAUGUACUUUAUUCCAUUUGUGGAUGUCAGUAAUCAAAUUGAUCAUUUACAACUUACCAACACUAGUAGGAUGAAAACAGCAAUAAAUAGGCCUCAGUUUCAUCCUCUCCUCGAGUGACUAUUAAAAAAUUUUAUUACCAAGGGGAUACACUUCUAUAUUUAUUUUCAUGAAUGUGGUGUUAGUUGUUUUUUAAACUAGUGUUUGUAAAUCCUAUGGAAGAUGUGAUGCUAUUCUAGAGUACUGUACUUAGAGCUAGUUAGUGUGUUCUGAAUUUUCCUUUUUUUGUAUUGUCCUGACUGCUUUUGAAAUGUUCUGAAAUAGUAAUUAAACUUAUUUUGUGAUUUGUUUUUAAGUAUUUGAUCCCUUUCUGCUAUGCAGGAGGUAUCUUUUAAAGGGGUUUAAUUCACUAGAACAAAACAGUAUAAUUAUACUUAGUGUUGUUUUGCAAUCCAUUAUCUUGCAAUCUGUCUGCUACCGAAGAGCUUUAAAUGCUGUAAGUAUAUUAACUGAAAAAAAAAUCUUGUACUUUUUUACAAAAAAUGCUGUAUUUACUUAGCUUAUGCAUCUUACAAAGCAGCCUAUUUUACAGCUUUUUAAAAAGUAUGUUUACCAUACGGAUUUUGCAGUUUCCAUCAUCCUGCAUUGUUACUAUAAACUUAUCAACUCUCCAUAUAGCGUUAAAAUGUAAUUUACUUGUAAUCAUUGUAUUACUCAGCCAAGCCAUGUAUUUACAACACAAAAUAUAGUAGUGUUUUUGAGGCGGCUGUGUUUAUAAGGAGGGGGCAGCAGUGCAGUGUAAUAGAAAAUUGAAAUAUUGUGUUCAUGUUAUUAAAAUGGAUUAAAAGGUAAAAGUAACGUUUUGACAAAGUGUCCACUCCCCAAGAAAAUUACUUACUAGCUUGUGACCUGCUUUUAGUUUUGAAUCACCUAUCAUUGCAGAAGUAAACAAGAAUCAUAGUAAGAUACAGUAAAGUCCAGGCUAGGCCAAACUGUUGUUAAAAUAAAAAAGUAGCCUGUAAGAGGAGGAAACAGUUAAAGUACUGCUUCUAUCAGAUGGUGUAAGAGAAAUCACAAAACCUGCAGAAGCAAGAUGCUGCUGGCUAGAGUUCUGGAUGUCGAAAAGCUGUUGCAGUCAUGAAGAUGACUGGAGCAUCCCUUGUACAUGAGGCUGAGAGCUUCAGUCUAGUUUAAAAGAAGGCUGGGGGAGUGGACAUUUUUCCAUCAUGUACAAAUACCUGGUGUGAGGGUAUAAUGAAGAUGGAACCAGAUUCUUAGUGGAGCUCAGUAACAGAAUGAGAAGCAGUGGCUACGAGGUAGAGAAAAGAAAAUUCCGUUAAACUUCCUAACUUUCUUGAACACUCAGGGUGGUCAUACACUGGAUCACGUUGCCCAGGAUAAGUCCACCAUCCCUAGAGAUAGGUUUUAACUAUCUGACCAUGGUUCUCAGACAACUACUGUAGCUGACUCUGCUUUAGGUAGGAGGUUUAGACCGUUUCAGCAGGUCCCUUCAAAUUUUGUCUGCCAUAAUCUGAUACUCAGACUGCCUAUUCCUGUAGCCUGUUGCAGGUGUGACAGGUGCAGGUAGCUGCCUCUUGUCUUUUGUGUUUAAAAACCACCUCCCGGACUACUCACAAUUUGGCUUCUGAAGAUCCUUGAGCUUUGUUUGAAUGUUCCCUCAUAUAGUGUUGGGGGAAUAAGAGGGUUUUCAUAAACCGGAAAAAGUUUUUAAGGAUUGACUUCAAAUCUGUGCUUAAAAGCUCCUCUGCUUGCCAUGAAGUACUAUGUAAAAGUAGGAAUAAAUGGUGUAUCAGUGUGUGUGUAUUUGCAGUGAUAGAUAGAUUCGUUUACUUACCACCAAAUUCUUGUCUGGAAAAAGUCAGUGUAAAAGCAGCUUUUGUUUCCUGUAUUUUGAAGAUGGAAGCUAAAUAUACAUUGACCAGUCGA